Fusarium proliferatum ET1 is the source of this 1614-nucleotide messenger RNA. RefSeq lists its product as uncharacterized. The transcript has a single exon. Bases 1 to 1614 code for a protein of 537 amino acids. The record is from RefSeq and is a predicted model, not a curated record. NCBI's taxonomy places the organism in Eukaryota, Fungi, Ascomycota, Sordariomycetes, Hypocreales, Nectriaceae.
AUGUCUGACAACUACACCCGAGAGAGCUACAUCUUCAAUGCAGGGCCAUUGGGACAUAUCGAGGGGUUAACCAUCACCUCCCAUGGCGCUCCAGCCGUGCACUACUUUGGCGGUCUCCCAUACGCUCUGCCCCCGGCUGGACAGUGGCGCUUCCGAGUCCCCCGGCGGCUCCCCAAGCAUUAUCGAUACGGCACAGCAACCGAGCCAGGGAAGUUCACAGGUGGCACGAGGGUUUGCCCCCAGCCUCCCAGCAGCAACACGCCAGACCCUUCUGUCAUCAGCGAAGAUUGCCUCCAACUAAACAUCUGGGUCCCUGCUGGUCCACCUCCCAAGAAUGGAUGGCCCGUAUGUUUCUACAUCCAUGGGGGUUUCCUCCAAGUCGGUACGAGCAACACAGAGCCAGAAGACCUGGUGUCGCUUCUAAGCGAAUCUGCAUUCCGCGCAAUAAUGGUCAUGCCAUCCUAUAGGCUCAAUGUGUUUGGGUUCCUCGCGAGCAGGGAAUUAGCUGCCGAAGCGAGCUCUAAUGGAGAGGCUACCGGAAACUAUGGUCUAUGGGAUCAAAGAUUGGCCUUGGAAUGGACGCAUGAGAACAUAUCAUUCUUUGGCGGUGAUACCGCAAAUAUCACAGUAGCAGGUUACUCCGCUGGCGCUUACUCAACCUUUCAACAACUGGCUCAUGAGCUCUUCCGCGUUCCUGAGGAAAAGGGAAUCAUAAGGCGAGUGGCAAUGUUCUCCAACAGCACAGGUGUCAGGCCCAAAAGUUUGCAGGAUCAACAGCUACAAUGUGACGAGCUACUCGCGAGACUCGACAUCAAUCUGGAGCUUUCAGAUGAGGAGAAACUGGCCAGUUUACGAGCCGUUCCUUGUCAGAGACUCGUCGAAGCCCAAACAGGAAUGAGAAUAUCAGAAUUCCGCGUCUUGGCAGAUGACACUUUCUAUCCCAUUGACCUGAUGGAUAAGAUCAACGAUGGGGACUUCGCCAAAAAAAUGAAGAAUCGCGGGAUAAGGCUGAUAAACGGUGAGUGCGAGAGUGAGCACAUCAUGUAUCGUCGCUGGCGCACUCCUCAAGAGUCUUAUUCCGCCGUGUACCAAAGACUUCUAGCAGAUUUCUCCCCUGAAGUUACCGAAAAGAUCAUGAACCACUAUUGCGGAUCCUCGAAGAACUUACCAGCGGGGUACGAUAACUGGGAAGACUUCUUCGGGCGCAUCUACGCCAAUGUCCAAGUCCAUUAUCUUCAGCGCGGCUUUCACAAUGCCUUGUUCGCAGGCGGUCUUGAAGCCGGUAAAGACAUUUUUCGAUAUCGAUUGGAGAAGAGACUUGACUGUGUAGCAGAAAAGAUUCCACUUGAGUGGGGAGUUACGCAUCUCACUGAUAUACCCAUUUGGUUAUGGGGGUGCGGGUAUGAGGGAGGUCUAAGUGAUCUAGAGAAGACGUGGUUGAAGGGUUGGAAUGAGAGUUUUGCGGCAUUUGUUAGGGGCGAUGAAGUGAAUUGGGGGACUGCGAGUCCUAAAGAAAUGAGAAGAUGGAGAAGUGAUGGUGAGACCGAUGUUUGGAAGGACAUUUUAUGGGAACAAGGUGUUGAGUUUUGGAAGCUUGUCAAUUCGGGGUUUUAG